AUGGCUACGCAGAUGACUAUACCUAGCCUUUUCAACUCAUCUACCGUCCUUGCAGCCUCGCGGGCCCCUUCUUCCCUUUCUGUUCGUUCCUUUGUUUCUGGGUUAAAGGAGAGGCAAGAUGGGCUAUAUACUAACAAAGACAUUCACCAAUUCUUUAUAUUCACCUCCUCGCGACAGCGUGUUCCCCCUCGCGACGAUGUGGUCCCCUCCCGUCACGAGCGCGCGACGCAUUCACUCGCAACUCGUGAAGAGUCGACUGUUGUUACUAGGCCUCCAAAUAGAUCGGUAAGUUGUCCUACACGCCAUCUUGCCAACAACACUCCAGACCAGUCGCUCUCUACAGAUCUCCGAGUUCCCCAACUUGAACCUAGCAUCUGCCGAGACACUGUUGACACCCGCUCGAUUCGUCGCCUAUUCUUCGCAACGCAUUCUUUCAAAGCCGCAUUCAUGGCUAGCACUAACUCCUCCGCAGCAUCUCGCUAUCAUCAUGUCCAUCAUGAGGGAGAUGUAAAGUCUCUAGUUAGCCUGCUGCAGUCGGGCAAGAGAGACGGUCAUUGGAUGUACCGUGCCCUCGCACGGCAGGUGAUUGGCGAUCCAAGCAAACACCGGCACAUUCACGACGCUGUUCUGCAUUUCGCAAUCCGCGUACGAUCCAACCCCAGCUACCCUCUACAUCUUUCGUAUCUGGAGCGAGAAGCAUCCUUUCGACAGCAGAUAGGCAUGGACGUCUUCACCGUUCUCGACUGCCCCGACCUGGUCCCUGCCAACCCACACUUGUGCUGGAUCGUGGCGAGCGCUCUCAAGAUGCAAGUACGCAUCUACGCCUCGAUCACUCGUGAUGGGGAGCUUAGAGAGUUGCGCGGUGUUGCUGGAUCGUCCACGGCUCGAACUUCGCACGCACUGCUUCAGACACCAGCCAGUGGCCCUCUGGCAGUCCGCUACUCAGCUCUCCUGCUUGACGAAUCAGGCAAAGCACUCCUGGAACAUCUGGAAACUACGACGAAGCGAAUCAAGACCCAACCAAGAUUCGCCGUCUCCAAUCGGUCGUUUGCCGGCCUGCAGAUGCAACAGAUCAGUUGGUCGCUACAGAAAGUCAUUCCGCAGAAAGGAGCGCCUGAAAUGAGUCCGCAAACGACCAUCAAGUGCUUCAAUGGGUUUCGGGCCCACUCGAAGCCAGAAGAUGUGUCCGCUCCAAAGGACUUCUGCCGCAUGGAUACUUUCGUUACCGUCGUCAACGACCCAUUACACGUGAAGCCCGCUCUGGAGAUCUUCCUCAAGUCUGUAGAGCUUGCUCCUAAUCACAAGAGAGACGUCAAGGUCUCGUCGAGUGGCAAGCCUGGAAAGACGCUACCUCACGUCGCAGCUGACGCAGAGUUCGUCAUACUGCCCAAGGACCUCGUCGACGGCACAUCCAAGGAUCAGCAGAACCAGAUGAUCGCAGACGGCAAGGUAGAAGAGCUCAGCUCAGUUCUUACCUUGUCGGUUGGCAAAAACUGCUCUCUAGUUGUGAACAUCUUGCACAUGUUGGAGAACGCCAACGAGCACACAGUGCCAGCGCUGGAGCUUUUGCUCAAGAAAACCAUCUUCAACGCCAAGAUCAUGAAGCUCUGGUGGAACUUACAAUCGGACUUCUUUGUGCUCGAAAACACGAUCGCACACAUGUACCAGGGCACCAAGCGUGAGCCUUUCCUUUACCGACCGCAUCGGUGUCAGAACUUAAGCCCUCGAACGAUCACCCCAACCUUCCGGGUCAAGAAUCAGUACCUUAAUGGAGAGCGGCCGAAGCACAUGAUAUUUCCCAAGGGAGAUCGAAAAGACCGCUUGUAUCCAAUCUUGGAGCACAUGAAGGAUCAGGCCCCGUAUGGACAGCUGGCGAAAGACCGAUUCUACCAGAGCCUCGGCGACCCAGGGAUGGAGUUGAACGACGGUGUCAUGGCAUAUUUGACUGGAAACUGCUACGGUGUCAACAUGAUAUUCGAGCAGCUGUUCGCCCGAGACGAUUUGCAUUUCGUUGCGAGCCAGGUGUACUCCUGGGCACACGCUGAAUUUGCGCCAGAGUUCAUGAAGAAGGCACUUCCGCAAGGACCGCAAGACAUACCAGGUUCUAGGUCCAUCGGCAACCUCCCUUUGUUCGACGACUACCCCAAGACCUUCAAGCGAGAGGCUUUCUGCAAGGAAUAUGCGCAUUUGAGAGGUUACGACGUGCGGGAGAUGGACGACUCGGUCGUCGCAUCUGCCUUCCUUGCACCUUGGCAGCACGACGAGCGUGUCAAGAUCAACAGGUCUCUGGUGAAGAGUGGGAAACUGUCCCGAGCUGCUCCAUCGAAGUCGAUCUACGCACCGUUGGAGGAGGACGAUCAGAAGGGGGUUGAUCAGCAUAAAGCGGCUCUGCUUCAGCAGACGAUGGACCCUAUGGCGCUCUGGGUUCCCGCCACAUGCGCUAGGAUCUUCCAGGAGGACUACCCCGACCCGAUUGUUCGAGCUGGUACCACUUAUGCGGAGGCUCUGAUCGAGUUUCUGCAGUUUUCACGAUGCAAGGACGCUACACCACCUCCUGGAUUUGGCGCCGCUGUUGGAAGCGAGCACGGCUUACCAUCGUGGCUUGGGCGUGUGCGUGGAGCUGGCUUGAGCAACGCGCGCAACAUCUAUGAGGCCUUUCAGGUCAAGACCGGAUCCGGCGCUCUGCUUGGCGAACUCUCCACGACAUACCACCCCCCGCCAAUUAUCGACUCUGCUAAGCCAAACUACGCAGCCCUUGUAAGGCAAGCCCUAGACGAACAAAAGCGUCAGGGCAUCGAGAAGGUGGCAGUUCAGGCCGAGCAAGUCCGCGACAUUCUCCUCAAGAAUAUCGCAACAGAGGUGGAGCUCAACGCGAACCAAGGGCUUCCCAGUUUGACUCGCCUGACCGAUCUCAUGGAUCCAGAAGGCAGGGAGUACCGGCAGAGAGUCGAAGCCACUCCUGAGUGGAAUCGUCCUGAUUUGCAGUUCACUCCCACGGUCAAGGUAGACGGCGCUUGGAAGUCCGUGGCCACUGAGAUGUUGGCCGCGCUCGAUGCCAUGGAGAUCCCGCCGGUAGAGCAGGAGAAGGAAGAGACAGGAGAGAAGGAGCAGCCAGUGCCAACGCGAUCAUGGGCAGAGGUUGCGCGAGGAUCGAAGGUCGAAGCAACGCCGGCAUGGAACCGUCCUUCGCUACCUCCAUUCCCUGCGGCUGAGGAAGACGGGAGGUGGAUGUCGAAGGCGACGGAAAUGCUGGACGUCCUGCCAAAGGGCCUGUUCGCUUUUGGACGUGGCUAUCAGGCAGCUGGACAGGCAGGUCGACCUUUUAGACCCCCUUACUCCUACGCCAAGGUCAGCAACAAGGAAUGGGAUGCGGAGUCGAAAGAGGUCAGAAGGGUGUCGUCGCCUGGAGAAAUGUGA
Molecule: messenger RNA, 3417 nt
Organism: Zasmidium cellare ATCC 36951
Lineage: Eukaryota; Fungi; Ascomycota; Dothideomycetes; Mycosphaerellales; Mycosphaerellaceae
Exons: 4
Coding region: 1-3417 (1138 amino acids)
Source: RefSeq, a predicted model, not a curated record